AUGUCUAUCAACGAAGCAGGGCCACCACCGAGAAAGGCGGAGGAGAAGGAGGAGAAAGUAGCCCUCACGGCCGAGGAGCCCAAGUAUCCUCCCCUGGCAGAGACUCUCUUGAUCAUGCUGGCAUUGUACAUGUCUAUGUUUCUCGUCGCCUUGGAUCGCCUCAUCGUGGCCACUGCAACCCCCCAGAUCACCGACCACUUCCACAGCACAAACGAUAUUGGCUGGUACGGAAGCGCGUACAUGUUGACCGCGUCGGCGUCGCAACUUGUCUAUGGCCGACUGUACACCUUCUACCCGGCAAAAUGGGUGUUUCUGUUCUCCAUCUUCGUCUUCGAGGCUGGCUCUGCCGUCUGCGGCGCGGCGCCUACCUCGGUGGCUCUCAUUAUCGGCCGUGCCAUCGCCGGCGUGGGAUCGGGUGGUAUUAGCUCUGGUAUCGUUCUUAUCAUUGUCCUCAUAGUACCGUUGCGGCAACGACCGGCUUUCCAAGGCUUUGCCGGUGCCAUUUUUGGCAUUGCUUCGGUGCUGGGUCCCGUGCUGGGAGGAAUCUUCACUACCGAGGUCAGCUGGAGAUGGUGCUUUUAUAUCAACCUGCCCUUUGGAGGCGCUGCGAUGCUGGCUAUUUUCUUCUUGCUCGACGUGCCGCCACCGCGCAAUGGGAACUGGUCGCUCAAGCAAAAGCUUCUUCAGUUGGAUCCUGUGGGGAACUUGUUUCUCAUGCCUAGCGUCGUUUGCUUGAUCCUCGCGCUGGAAUGGGGAGGUACGACGUACAGCUGGGCCAACUGGCGGAUUAUUUUCCUUUUCGUUCUGUUUGGCGGUUUGUUUGCUAUCUUUGUAUAUGUCGAGAUAUGCAGACAGGAAGAUGCGCUCGUGCCUCCGCGCAUUUUCAAGCAGCGGUCGGUGCUAGCUGGGAUUGUGUGGACUAUGUGCACCAGCGCAGGCAUGAUGGUCAUGCUGUACUACCUGCCCAUAUGGUUCCAAGCUAUCAAAGGGGUCGACGCGGAAAAAUCGGGAAUCAUGAACCUGCCUCUCGUGCUCUCCAUGGUAGUUGGCAGCAUUGGGUCGGGUGUUUUGGUGUCGGUGCUGGGCUAUUACAACCCGUUUAUGCUGGCCGCUGUGGUUCUGAUGUCCGUCGGCGCAGGCUUGCUGACCACGUUCACUCCAACCACGGGGCAUGAGAAAUGGAUUGGCUACGAGUUCAUCUUCGGGCUAGGGCUGGGGUUGGGAUUGCAACAGGCCAAUGUCGCCGUGCAGACUUGCUUAGCACCAGUUGAUGUCUCGAUUGGUGCGUCGCUGCUCGUGUUCUCGCAGCAGCUGAACGCGGCUGUCUUCCUGGCGAUUGCGCAGACUCUGUUUGACAAUUUCUUGGUCGACAAUUUGGACGGCGUGCACGGCAUCGAUGUUUCUACAGUCGUAGGUGCCGGUGCCACGGCGCUGCGUCAGGGGAUGGUCCCGGAUUCGAAGUUGGCGGCUGUUUUGGAAGCGUAUAAUCAGGCGCUUACCAAGACCUUUAUUUUGGGUGUGGUCAUGUCUUGUCUGGCGUUGUUUCCAGGGUUGGCAAUGGAGUGGAAAAGCGUGAAGAAGCCGGCGGGCCCAAGAGAAGAGAUUUCCGAUGGCGAGAAGCAGUGA
Talaromyces atroroseus is the source of this 1626-nucleotide messenger RNA. RefSeq lists its product as hypothetical. Gene Ontology annotation, biological process: transmembrane transport. The record is from RefSeq and is a predicted model, not a curated record. Gene Ontology annotation, molecular function: transmembrane transporter activity. The transcript has 2 exons. The coding region runs from base 1 to 1626 and encodes 541 amino acids. Lineage: Eukaryota; Fungi; Ascomycota; Eurotiomycetes; Eurotiales; Trichocomaceae.